CAGCUCCCUCCCCAGGCAGGAGUGUCCCACGCGGAAGUCAAGUCACCGCUCAAUUUGCAUGAGACCUCGGGCAGAGGAUCCGGGGAAGCAAACCACGCUCUGCGGCAAAACCCCAGGAGCCUCUCAGCUUGUCCCACUCGCAGCCGCAGCUACAACAUCUGCCUGACAGCUCCUAAGAGACCUGCCAGGAGCAGCGAAAGGAGACAGGGAGAAAGACUUUCCAUUUCACCAUGCAGGAUGAAAUUCUGUUGACUCCCUGGAGAGAGUUUCCUGAUGAUUUGGACCCAUUUGCCGUGGAUGACCAGGAGUGGGAUUUCGUCCUUGUGAGUGACAUCCAUCAGAUGGGCAGCGAGAAGGAGAUCAAGAGGAAGAAGUUCCUGGACGAGCUGAGCAAGAAGGGGUUCACCAUCAAGAAAAUUGAGGACAGGAAGCUGUUUCAUGGGGUCCAUGCCCCAAAAUGGAUCUUCCGGAAAUACCGAUGGCUCCUGAGAAACCCAGACAGCAGGUUACAAAGCUCCGAUGCCAAUCAUGAUGUGCCGGUGACCACCAGGAUACGGAUCGUGAACUUCGUCCUGCAGAACACGGUGACUCCUGACCUCGAGAAGCUGCGUGACCUGAUGAAAAAGAACGUCUUUGAGGCAGCAUUUCCGCUGCACAAGAAAGAAGAGAAAAGCUUAUUCCUAAAGCAGAAAUGGGCUCGAUGGAGAGAUAUAUUUUGUCAACAGCCAAUUGAGAAUAUCAGAGGUUAUUUCGGCGAGAAGGUGGCCCUGUACUUUGCCUGGCUGGGUUGGUACACCUACCUGCUGGGAAUCGCUGCAGUGGUCGGACUGCUGGUCUUCGUGGCUGGGAUUACAGUUUUCAGCUCCAGCCAGGUGAGCAAGGAGAUCUGUGAAGCCAAUACAACCAUCAUGUGCCCGCUCUGUGAUGAGAAGUGCCCGUUCUGGCUGCUCUCUGACACCUGCACCUACGCCAAGGUCACUCACAUGAUUGACAACGAGGGGACAGUUUUGUUUGCCGUGUUCAUGGCAAUCUGGGCCACUGUGUUCCUGGAGCUGUGGAAGAGACAGAGGGCCACUGUGGUCACCAGCUGGGACCUGUACAUGUGGGAUGAGGAUGAGGAGGAACUGGCUAUGGAGCUGAUCAAUAACCCCCUGCAUGAACCCAAGCGGUACCAGCACUCCUACUUCCGCAGCACUGUCGUGCUUCUCUUGGUUCUGCUCAUGAUUGCCGUGCUGAUCGGCAUCGCCCAUGCGCUGGUCAUUUACCGGGUGAUGGCAAUGGCUCUCUUCACCCAGAGCAGCUUCGAGUUCAUCCGGGAGCAGGCCAACACAGUAGCGGUGGUGACAGGGGCCGUGCUACACUACCUCACCAUUGUCAUCAUGACCAAGGUACGGAGCGCGAUGCGGAGGGAACAGUGGGCUUGUUCUCUUGCCAUCAACUCUCCCCUCUCAUUUUACACCUCUCUCCUGCAGGUCAACAGGCGUGUGGCCCUCUAUCUCUGUGACCUGGAGAAACCACGGACCUUCUCCCAGCGUGAGAACAACUUCACCAUGAAGAUCUUCACCUUCCAGUUCUUCACAAACUUCUCUUCACUCAUCUACAUCGCCUUCUUCCUGGGGCGGGUCAAUGGCCGCCCAGGAAACUACGUGCGCAUCGCCGGCAAGUGGAGACUGGAGGAGUGCCACCCCAGCGGCUGCAUCACCGACCUCUUCAUCCAGAUGGCCAUCAUCAUGAUGCUCAAGCAGACCAUCAGCAACUUCAUGGAGUACCUCAUCCCCUGGCUAACCUACAAGCUACGCAAGAGGCAGAAGCACCCCAAGAAAAGAAACAUGAUGUUGGGAGAGGAAGAGGAGGCCGAGGACCCCUGCAAAGAGCUGUGGAUGAGCAACUAUCAGCUCAACGAAGUCAACAUCUUCAGCCUGUUUGACGAGUUCUUGGAGAUGGUGAUCCAGUACAGCUUCACCACCAUUUUUGUUGCUGCCUUUCCACUCGCCCCGCUGCUGGCGUUCUUCAACAACCUCUUCGAGAUCCGCCUGGAUGCCAUCAAGAUGAUACAGUUGCGCCGGCGCAUGGUGCCCAGGAAGGCCAAUGAUAUCGGAAUCUGGCUGCAGGUCCUGGAGGCCAUCGGCAUCUUGGCUGUCAUCGGCAACGGACUGGUGAUCGCCAUCACAUCCGACUUCAUUCCCAUGCAGGUCUACAAGUACACGUACAGCCCCUGCCUGACAGACAACAGCACGACCGUGGACUGCUCAACAGGCUACAUCAACCACAGCCUCUCCAUCUUCCACAUCCAGGACUUUGAGCCACACAUGAAGUUGCCUGAAAAGCUACCAGACUUUGUUAGGCAUGAGAUCACGGAGUGCAGGUACCGAGAUUACAGGAACGCUGACGACUACAGCUACACCGUCCAGUUCUGGCACGUGUUCGCAGCCCGGCUUGCCUUCCUCAUCCUCUUUGAGCACGUGGCUCUGUGCGUCAAACUAAUCGCAGCCUGGUAUGUCCCCGACGUCCCCCAAUCAGUCAAUAAUUUUAUUCUGGAUGAAAAAUACAGCAAACUUCAGAAAGAACUGAGCAUGAUGGAGUACUCUACCGACGUGUAGCGUGACUCACCGAAGAGAAGGAGAAACACAGACCUGAGACCCCCUCCCCAGCCUAACAGUGCCACAGGCAUAGGAGAUACCGCCGCGGCACUGCCCACAGAGACACAGUUCCCCAGCUGUAACUGAGUUUGGACUUGAACUGCGAAGCGACGACGUGAUAGUGGCUUUGCAGGAGCAGAGUGCUCUGAAAUGUGCACAACCGUGAGGAGACACAGCGGACACAGGGAUGGUGCCUUUCCAGGACUCCAAAUAGCCGGGGAAAAGCUUUCCCACUCUUAACAAACCACGGUGCAUUGGAAGCUGUGGAGGAGAUAAGGACCUACAGCUGGCCCAGGGAAGGGGUAGCCCCACUGGCACAGCCUUGCGGGUCCCUGUUAUACCAGCGAUUCGAGCUUGGUGGCACCUCAGAAAGACCUACUGUGGCGUGGCCACCUUCCUCGGUGCCCUGCAAAGAGCCCGGUUUGUUCAGCAGCAUCCCAGCAGCCGUCAGGCGAACACAACACUGAUCUGCAGAAGACGAUCUGGCUUUUCCAUCGGUCACUGCCUUGAUGUGCAAUUCAGUGUCAAAGAGACCUAGCAGGAAAAGCCCGCUAGCCCAUUCCAGGCUCACUUUCCAUCUCUUUUUCGCACUUUGGCUCUUCUUCUUCUGCCUUCAGUGGCCUCACUGCUCCCUCAUCACUGCAGAAACUUCAGUCCUUUCUCUUUCACGACAGCCAGCACAAUCCAACCCUCAUGACGACUACCGUACGGCUGCAGCUCCAACCCACUGCUUUCAUGGACUCUGGAGAAACGCAAUUGUUAGCAGGAUUGUCUUUUGCACUGGGGCUCUGCCAAGCCAGCGCAGCUGCUGUAAGAAUGCCCAGCAGUUGUGGCUGACCCAACUACAACGAGCAAAAUGGUAAAUAAACAUAAUACCCGCGCAGACACAAGCAGCCCAAUCUUCAGCUGCCAUGAGUCACUAUUCCCACUGAAAUUGCUUGUGCCCUCUGCUUUGUCAUCUACAUCACUCGAAGGAAUUUCCCCCCCACCCUAUUUUCUUAAUAUGGAUAAUCAAAAAAGGCUGAACCUCAAGCAUUUGUGCUUAGCGUGGA
Messenger RNA from Dromaius novaehollandiae (emu), 3691 nucleotides. It is a transcript of the gene ANO9, whose product is annotated as anoctamin 9. The transcript is spliced from 23 exons. The coding region runs from base 231 to 2600 and encodes 789 amino acids. Gene Ontology annotation, cellular component: plasma membrane. The record is from RefSeq and is a predicted model, not a curated record. Gene Ontology annotation, biological process: chloride transmembrane transport. Gene Ontology annotation, molecular function: chloride channel activity; protein dimerization activity. NCBI's taxonomy places the organism in Eukaryota, Metazoa, Chordata, Aves, Casuariiformes, Dromaiidae.